This is a messenger RNA of Sabethes cyaneus, 1320 nucleotides long. It is a transcript of the gene Ntf-2, whose product is annotated as probable nuclear transport factor 2. Gene Ontology annotation, cellular component: nuclear pore central transport channel. Gene Ontology annotation, biological process: protein import into nucleus. The coding region runs from base 346 to 738 and encodes 130 amino acids. NCBI's taxonomy places the organism in Eukaryota, Metazoa, Arthropoda, Insecta, Diptera, Culicidae. The transcript is spliced from 4 exons. The record is from RefSeq and is a predicted model, not a curated record.
CCUUCAGCAGCAGCAGCAGGUUUAGCACCGAAGUGCGGCUCCGCGGGCUCCCCUUCUGCUUUCGCGUAUUCAUCAUUCAAUUUCAUUCGCUCUUUCGCAGACAUUUUUGAUCGAAACGAAAAGACGAGGAGUUUGUUCAAGUUUUGUGUUUGAAUCGUUUCCUCAGUUUAAUACUCCCGUGGCGGAAGAAGUUUUUGCGAAAGUGCGACCCGGAAUUGGAUCGUGUGUUAUCAUCUGUUGAAUAAUUGUACAAUAAUUGAAGACCCAGCGGAACGCAAAUUAUCUUUUGUCGCUCGAUCGGGUGUGUAGCAAGCAAGACGAAACGAAAAAGCAGCCCGAUAAAGGAUGGCUCUCAAUCCGCAGUACGAGAUAAUUGGCAAAGGAUUCGUUUCCACCUACUACGCAUUGUUCGAUGAUCCGAACCAACGGCACUCUUUGGUUACGAUGUACAACGCUGAAUCAUCGUUUAUGACAUUUGAAGGCCAGCAAAUUCAGGGGUCAGCGAAAAUCGCGGAGAAAUUACAAAGUCUAACGUUCCAAAAAAUUAGCCGGGCAAUCACGGCAAUUGACUCUCAGCCUAUGUUCGAUGGAGGUGUGCUAAUCAAUGUUUUAGGAAGAUUACAGACCGACGAAGAUCAGCCCCACGCGUACACGCAAACGUUUGUGCUGAAACCGAUCGGAACCAGCUUCUUCGUUCAGCAUGACGUUUUCAGAUUAGCGCUGCACGAUUUGGCAUAGCGUGUGAACUGUCGGCCCGUUGUCACUCCCUUUGCUGCCUAGAUAAAACAUAAAAAAUAAGAGUUGUUAUCCUCCGCAAAACUGCAUCAAGCUAUUGAGAUGAUCAUCAACUACCGUGUAACGUUGUUGUCCAUUUAACGGCCGGCUCUCAGCCGCUGUCUGUGGCAUAUGGUGGUGCGACGACAUCCGGCAGCCGUGAUGAAUGCGAGCAAGCAGAUGAAAAUAACGUAUAGAAUUCUAUGAAAUUUUGUAUAAAAAAAAAAUAAUGCGAUCGGAGAGCGAAAAGUGAUGAAGCACACACACAGUGACUGCACGCAAUUUGGUUAGAAGCAUUACUUAGGGUCGGACACAAGCAUUAAUACUGUUGAUAUAAUCCUAUGAUUAUUUCUUCUUCCGUGCACUAUUAUUAAGGAAGCAACCUGAAAAUCUAGAGAUAGGUACCUACCUACCUGUCCGGAAAGGAUCAAAAUCUCUGAUAAUUUAAACUUUUAUCCGUACUGCUUCUAUUUAUGUUUGUUUUAACUAACAGCUUGACAUUGAAGGGAGAUAUAAUAAAUUAUUAUGAUCACAAACCGUUUGUGC